Messenger RNA from Girardinichthys multiradiatus, 1049 nucleotides. RefSeq names its product hepatitis A virus cellular receptor 1-like. The transcript has 2 exons. Bases 61 to 681 code for a protein of 206 amino acids. Lineage: Eukaryota; Metazoa; Chordata; Actinopteri; Cyprinodontiformes; Goodeidae. The record is from RefSeq and is a predicted model, not a curated record.
GGUAUAAAAAACAGGGCAUGGGCUACUGGGAUAAUCAUAGUAGAAUUGACCACCACCAAGAUGAAGCAGAUGUGUGGGGCUUUCCUUGCUGCUGUUUUGCUUGUUUUCCAAAUUUCACUACAGAUGGUCUGGGCACUGGAUGGUCCAAAUAUGGCUAUCAUCAGAAGCAUCUCCAAAACUACAAGUAGCACAGUAGCUGGCAGCACGGUCCCUACCAGCGCCGCGACAGCUGUUGGCAGCACGGUCCCUACCAGCGCCGCGACAGCUGUUGGCAGCACGGUCCUUACCAGCGCCGCGUCAGCUGUUGGCAGCACGGUCCUUACCAGCGCCGCGUCAGCUGUUGGCAGCACGGUCCCUACCAGCGCCGCGACAGCUGUUGGCAGCACGGUCCCUACCAGCGCCGCGACAGCUGUUGGCAGCAUGGUCCCUACCAGCGCCGCGACAGCUGUUGGCAGCACGGUCCCUACCAGCGCCGCGACAGCUGUUGGCAGCACGGUCCCUACCAGCGCCGCGACAGCUGUUGGCAGCACGGUCCCUACCAGCGCCGCGACAGCUGUUGGCAGCACGGUCCCUAUGAAAAAUUCUACCUUCAAGUCGACAUGUGGGAGAAUCGUAGCCUAUCCAGUUCUCCUGCUUGCUCUGAUCUUGGUGGCACCUGUCGUGUACGACUGGUCCCUGUAAAAGUGUUGGACCAGACUGGACUUCUGCUGUCCGUUUAGGUUAAGCCUUGUCGUAAAGGACCCCUCCCAUGAGCACAUUUGGGUUUCCACUUACUAUUUUGGGUGGAAGAUAUUUUGAGUUGUCUCAAGCACUAAACGACUUUUUCUAUGUCCUGGCCCAACGUGUAUCAUAAAGUUCCUGUCUUUGUGCAUUUUCAAAAAAAAGUCUAAAAGAAUGUCUCCCAUGUUUGUGAAACUGCCUCUGGAAGUUAACCUCUGUUCACUGUGAUGUCUUAGAAAUUUAAGUUUUGAAAGGCUUUGUAUGACAACCUUUUUAACUUUGUAGGAGUUUUUAGACUGACUGAAUAAAGCUGUACAUGAAACAACUGA